Verruconis gallopava is the source of this 2361-nucleotide messenger RNA. RefSeq lists its product as uncharacterized. The record is from RefSeq and is a predicted model, not a curated record. The coding region runs from base 121 to 1722 and encodes 533 amino acids. Lineage: Eukaryota; Fungi; Ascomycota; Dothideomycetes; Venturiales; Sympoventuriaceae. The transcript is spliced from 3 exons.
ACUUUAUCUCCGCAUCGUCAGUCUGCGGGCCCAUUAUCAUCCAAUCUCAACACCCUACGCCGCAACAUCUCCAUACACGAUUCUCCCACGUGCUGAAGACAAGAGAGGCACGGGAAGGGCAUGGAGAAUUCAAACCAGGACUUUCAGACCUUCUCCUUCCGUGGCACGUCCACCUCGCGAGAUGCGCCAAACCCUCUGCGCCCAUACUACAUUCCUCCCUCCAUAGGCUUUCCACCGGAAUCACAGAAUGGAACCGGCAGUGGCCCUCGCCCGUCCUCAGCGGGCCGUUCGAGUUUCCCCGCCGCAGCUCGAGAGCUUUUUAACGACAUUGACUACGAGAGCUACAUCCCCGACCGAAGUCGCCACGGCGAUGGCAACGGCAUCGCCGACAUGACAAAGAGAUUGGUGGAUCAAGCGAUUUGGAACUACACAAGCGUUUUUUUGGCGCAGCCGUUUGAGGUGGCAAAGAUUGUGCUACAGUGCCACCUAGCGGACUCGACGGCGGGGACGAAGGAGAGGGGCCAACCUCAUGUUUCCACUCCAAGUGCUGGGAGCAGUGGAACAGGGCGGAACGGCUACGCUCAGCCAGAGCAAGGGUAUUUUGACUCGGAGGAAGAUGAAUCUGAUUCAGACCUGCCCUCGUACUUCACUCCCACCGCACCAUACGAGACGCCAUCAUCGCCGUCGUCGCGAAGGCGCAGAAAACCGCCGAGUCGCUCGCUGUCGGCAACGCCGACGCCGUCCACACAUUCCAACGCUGCCUCCUCGAGCUCUCGGCUGUACACGCUGGAGUUGCGGCGGAACGAUUCGAUCAUGGAGGUCAUCUCUCAGCUGUGGUCCAAAGAAGGCGCUUGGGGCAUCUGGAAGGGCACAAACAGCACAUUCGUGUACAACGUGCUGCUGCGGACUAUAGAAACGUGGACGCGCAGUUUUCUGUCGGCAAUGCUGGAUCUGCCGGACGCGACGCUGUUGGCUAUGGGCAGCCCAGCAGGCACCAUAAGUAUAUUGGACAGCCCCAACCCAGUAGCCAGCAUAGCUGUUGCUGUGGGAGCGGCAGGCGUAGCCGGAUUGCUACUCUCGCCCAUAGACAUAGUCCGCACAAGACUCAUUCUGACGCCUGUAACAUCUACGCCACGAGCCCUUCUCCCCUCUCUAAGAGCUCUGCCCUCGCUUCUCGUCCCCCCAACUCUCGCCCCGAUCACCUUUCUCACAAACGCUCUCCCUACCUUCCUAUCGACCUCGGGCCCCCUGUUCUUCCGCGCCUUCUUCCACAUCGACCCCGUCAACACACCCGCAACCUCAAGCUUCACGGCCUUCAUGCUCAGCCUGGCCGAGCUGUUCACGAAACUGCCGCUCGAGACGGUCCUGCGCCGCGGCCACGUCGCGUACCUGUCUGCGGCGUCCACGCGCGAGAGGAUGAACACCCUCCCUUCUCACCGCCAGCAGCUGUCCGAGGGCGCACCGGAGAUGAAGACAAUAGUUCCCGUGGGACCCUACAGGGGCAUCAUGGGCUCUAUGUGGUUCAUCGUCCGCGAGGAGGGCCAGCGCGUGCCCGUCUCGCAGCAGGUCGCCGCAGGACUGGGCAACGCGCGGCAAAGGCUGCCGCCGCGGAGGGGUCAGGGCGUGCACGGCCUGUGGAGAGGAUGGAGGGUCGGUUUCUGGGGCUUGGUGGGCAUGUGGUGCGCGGGCGCCGUGGGCGGAGGAAGCGGCGACGCCUUCUAGAUCGUUUGCUUACGCUUCGCUGGUACGACGGCUGUUUCGAGUCGUCCGACGGCACCUGUUGCGCCGGUGGCAGCAUCAGGGCUUGUCGGUACGGAUGGGCUUAUUUAUCUAUCUGUUCAUGUAAUCUCACGACACUCUAGGGACGACCUUUAUUCUACCCUCUCUACUCACUUUUUCCCCCUCCAGGCGCCGCAAACACACACACACACACAGCUUAUACACAUUGUUUGUUCAUCUUCAUCAGCGAGCACUUUGUAAAUCGUUGUACAAAUCCGCCCCCAUCCGCCACCACUGCCAAUACUUUUUCGUCUAAAGACUAUUGUUUCCUUUUGAUUUUUCCCGGGCUUGAACGUACACUUAGAGAUAUCCACCUCAUGCGGAGUUUUAAAUUUUACUGUGCUAUUUCAUAUGCCAAAACAAGAAAAAGUCUUUUGUCGCGCACAAAAAAAAAACGCAAACAGCAAACUUCGACCCUUCUCUCGCCAUUCCCAGCUUGCAAUCCCAAUGGCAGGACAAAGAGAGCACACUGAAAAGAGAAGAGAGAGACCAAAUUAAACAGAGUACGAAAAAAAAAUAAAAGGUAGCUUUCAAAUAGCAAUCGCAUUAUCAAAAGACGAGAACGUAUAUUUCUGCUAGAAA